Molecule: messenger RNA, 3329 nt
Organism: Vicugna pacos (alpaca)
Lineage: Eukaryota; Metazoa; Chordata; Mammalia; Artiodactyla; Camelidae
Source: RefSeq, a predicted model, not a curated record
AGGCUCAGUGAUAGCACACCCUCAGCCCCAUCCCUGGCUUCAGACUGGCUGGCUUCUCAGCCCAAGUCCCCUCCUUUAAUUUGGACUCAAUGUGCCUCAAGCUAGACCCAGGCCUUGCCCUCUCUCUAGGGUCACAUUUGCAUGAACAUAAACCCAACACACGACUCCCCACUUCAGUCCAGGAAGUCACUGCCCCCAAAGCCUACUUGGGAAACACCACUAGAAACCCAGUUGGUGGCCCAAGGCCCAUCUUUCACACCCCAGCCAUUCCAGGGCCCCACAUGCCCCCCAAAACAGGGGUCCUUUACUGGGAGCCAGUAUGGAGAUGACAGGCCCACACCUUCCAAACUGAUUUUCCUGCUGUUUGUCUCACCCCUGAUUAUCUAACAAACUCCCUGAGGAAAAAGCCCUAAUUCUAGCUAAGCUGUUCCAGCCACUUCCACUCCCAGGAGGGCAGGGGCAGAGGCUGGACAAAGAUAUGCCUCGAUUUUCCUGGUGCCUCCCCUGAGACCAGUUGUGCCCAUAUCCUCCAUCAAUUUACAACAGGAGAAUCCCAGGUUUGAGGACAGAGCAUGAGUUCCAGGGAUAAAAAUGACCAGAGUAAAUGCUGGGUCAAGGUCAGUUGAGGGCAGGGAAGGAGUGUGGAGCCUUGGCCUCGUCCUGGGGGCACAAAAACGACCUCUACUCUAAGCUCUGUGCCUUCAAGGUCUGACACCAGUCCCCACAGAGUGAAGAGUCUAUGUGGACAUGGGGAUGUGUCUGCCCAGAGGCUGCUCUUCCCAUUCUAGUCCACGCUGUGGUAACUGACCCCAAACUUAACCCUUGUGUCCCCAAGGCCAUACCUUUCACCAGCCUCUUGCACGCAAGAUCCAAGGAGUGGCUGUUGUUAGGGUGUAGAGGGCACGGCGGUCAAGACGUCCUCGCGCAUGAGCAGGAAACUCCUCAGUGCUAGUAGAGAUGGGAUGGGGAGAAAAGCAGGCUGGGAUGGGGUGGGCUGUCCCCACGUGGCCUGUGUGGCAAGACUCUGAGGACAGAAGAAAUUCUAAAUUGGAACCUGAUGCCCCAGAUCUUUACAACUUUUUAUAAAGGAAGGCAAUGAACGUUUAAUCAGUUUCUCAAGCUGAUUUAAAACUUAAAAAAAUUCAGACACAGGAUGUGUGCCUCCAGCCAUCCUUUUUAGUGGCUCUCAAAUGUUAAAGACAGGCAGAACCUGUGUUUCAGGAGGCGCGUCCCAUCCAGGGCUGGACUGGAGGCAGGCUGGUGAGGAGGCUGCGGCUUCGCAGUGCGCGCCUGUCCCACGGGAGAUGGCCCCAGGGGCACCCACAUUGCUGUUGCUGUUGCUGCUGUCACUAUCCAGUGUCCUGCCCUGCGCUGCCAGCUGUCCGGCUGCCUGCCGCUGCUACAGCGCCACAGUGGAGUGCGGUGCCCUGCAGCUCCACGUCAUCCCGCCUGGGAUCCCGCCCGGGACACAGACACUGUUCCUGCAGGACAACUGCAUCGCGCACCUGGAGCCUGGUGUCUUGACGCCUCUGGCCUCCUUGCGCCAUCUCUACCUGCACAACAACAGCCUGCGCGCUCUGGAGCCAGGUGCCUUCCGCGCGCAGUCGCGCCUGCUGGAGCUGGCGCUCACCAGCAACGGGCUGCGAGGCUUGCGUGUAGGCGCUUUUGCUGGUCUGGCCCAACUGCGUGUACUCUACCUAGCCGGUAACCAGCUGGUGCAGCUGCUGGAUUUCACCUUCCUACACCUGCAGGCCCCUUUCCCUGAUGAUCUACUGUCCCUGCUUCAGCGACUGCAGGAGCUGCACCUGCAGGAAAACAGCAUUGAGCUGCUGGAGGACCAGGCCCUGGCCGGGCUCUCUUCGCUGGCCCUGCUGGACCUCAGCAGGAACCAGCUGGGCACCAUCAGCCGAGAGGCCCUGCAGCCCCUAGCCAGCCUGCAGGUCCUACGCCUCACAGAGAACCCAUGGCGCUGUGACUGUGCCCUGCACUGGCUGGGAGUCUGGAUCAAAGAGGGGGGCCAGCGGCUGCUCAGCUCCAGGGACAGGAAGAUCAUGUGUGCAGAGCCUCCCCGCCUGGCACUUCAGAGUCUCCUGGACGUGUCUGGCAGUAGCCUCAUCUGCAUCCCACCCACUGUGCACGUGGAGCCGCUGGAGGUGACAGCCAACCUGGGUGAGGACCUAAGGGUUGCCUGCCAGGCUUCUGGCUACCCGCAGCCCCUCGUGACCUGGAGAAAGGUGGCACAGCCUCGCGAGGGGCCGCCGCCGGCCCAAGCCCAACCAGAAGGUGGGGUGCCGGUCCCAGGCGGGCCCGGGGCCUCUGACACGGGCAGCGGCAUGCUUUUCCUCACCAACAUCACCCUGGCCCACGCCGGCAAGUACGAGUGCGAGGCCUCCAACGCCGGCGGCGCCGCCCGCGUGCCCUUCCAGCUCCUGGUCAACCUGUCCCGGCAGCAGCAGCUGGCGCCCGCGCCGCCCCCGGCCGCCGGCCCCAUCAGCCACGAGCCCCUGCCCGAAGCAGGCAGCAUGGCCUUCCGUGCCCUGAGCCUGGCCACGCAGACGGUUAUCGCGGCGGCCAUUGCGCUCCUGGCGCUCACGGUGCUGCUGCUGGCGACCAUGAUCUGCCGCCGGCGACGCAGGCGCAAAAAAGCGCCAGGGCCGCCGGGGGAGGGCGCUCUCUUCGUCAACGACUACUCUGACGGGCCCUACACCUUCGCGCAGCUCGAGGAGCUGCGCGACGAGCGGGGCCACGAGAUGUUCGUCAUCGACCGCUCCAAGCCGCUCUUCGCCGAGGGCCCAGCGGAGACGACCGAGAGCACGGAACCCGGACCCACACAAGGGCUCCCACUGCAGCCGCCCGCCGCCUACGAGAUCCACUGCUGAGGGGCGGUCGGGCGCGCGCUGAUGACGUAGGCCCCGCGGAUUGGCUGGCCCGCAGCUCACCAUGCGCAUGCUCCAACACGGUCAGUAAAGGCUGGAAAGCUGCGCAGUGUGCUGCGAGACUUGUGUGGCGUCCGGGGCGCGGAGAGAGACUCAAGCACCUAAGGACCCCGGCUCCGCAGUCGGAAGUCCUGGUGCGCGAAAGGAGGGUGGUAGGGUAGGCUGCCAACGCCCCGACUGAAGCCCUCCAGAAAAAUCCCCCCCCCCCCAAAAUCACCCGACCUCCAGUCCCGCCGCCUACUGGAGGAGCCUGGACCACCGCGAGGUGGGCGGGGUGGACUGUGGGGAAGCCUAGGGAAGGGGAGGGGCAGCGGGCCUGAGGGCUUGGUAUUCAGUGGCCAUGCUAGGGGUGCAGCAGAGAAGGAGACAAGUCACCCUAAUCAAUUAAGACAG